Nothobranchius furzeri (turquoise killifish) is the source of this 2807-nucleotide messenger RNA. It is a transcript of the gene etaa1b, whose product is annotated as ETAA1 activator of ATR kinase b. The record is from RefSeq and is a predicted model, not a curated record. NCBI's taxonomy places the organism in Eukaryota, Metazoa, Chordata, Actinopteri, Cyprinodontiformes, Nothobranchiidae. Gene Ontology annotation, biological process: DNA damage response; replication fork processing; regulation of DNA damage checkpoint. Gene Ontology annotation, cellular component: nuclear replication fork. Gene Ontology annotation, molecular function: protein serine/threonine kinase activator activity.
GCAGCCGUAGUUUGUGACGUCACCAACAAAACAACAUGGCUGCUUGAUUCGAACGACAGAGCAAACAGCAAAGAACGCUUUUGUGACUAUAUAAAAACAGUUUUGUGGUUUUAAGCCAACAGUUUGUCUCAAAGUUGUUAACAGAUGUAUGCCAAACGAAGCAGCUUCGGCUUUAGUGAGUCAUGUCCGGUUCUGCUCGAAGCCCGGAGUUCUCUGAGCUGUGGAGGAAUCAUCUUUGUAAAGUGGAGAGUAACAAAAGUCAGGACAGGAGGACGGAGCAGAAGAUCCCUGGAAUAACAUCGCAUCAGUGUCGCGAUUUGCUGAGUCCGAGGCUCCGAGGCUGCAGCAGAUAUCCAGGCCUUAAUAAUGGAGAUUCUCCAGGAGAUGUCGAAGCUUCUCAGGAUAUUAUCUGGGAUUCCACAUCCCCCACUCAGACAGGAUCUGGACACAGGAACACCCGAGUUGUAGAAAUAUCUGACCUGGUUAACCGCAUCAUCCCAAAGAACAUAAAACAAAAAAGAACUGAAUCCCCUUUUUUCCACUGGAUUGAUGAUGGUACCAUCGCUAGCACACCUGAGAUUCCAAAAUCAAGAGUCAGGAAGAGAUCUUCUCGACGGAGUCGUGUGGAGGACCUCGUGAAACUGGCUAAACAGUUCGAUCAAAACAUGCAACAAGAUGACGAGCCUUCAGAACAACUGAGGGGAAUCGACAACAACCUUCCUGUAAUUGUAGACACUACUGAAGCUAAGCUGGUGACAUCGUCGUUGAACAAUGGGAAGGAUCUAAAGUGUCCGUCUCCAUCAGAUCGGGUGGAGGCGGAGCUACACGCUCUGUUUGACUGCUCCACUCAGGGAGUCAGUGGCAGGUUAAGUGAAAGUUCUGUCUGCUCACAAGAAGUAAAGAGCCAGACUGCGACUGUAAGUUCUGUUAAAGGCCAGCUCUCAGAGGAGACUGGGUCAGCCGUACAUCCUGUGGAACAAAAAGAAACGAACCAUCACAGCACUAAUUACUGUGCAGACUUUGACGAUGACUGGGACAACGACGACUUACUCAACGACUCGUUCGUUCUAGCCCUCACCCAAAACCCAUAUGCUAAUCCUAGGAACACUAUUCAGUCAGAUUCUCAGAGAAACACCGACUUCUCUUCUGUUUCCAAACCAACUACAGAAACAGACUCCGCACAUAAACCUGAAGACAAAAUCUGCAAGAUGAGCUGCAGUGCAUUACAGGAACUGUGUCCCAAACCAAAAACUACCAACCGAAGCACUUUCAAGCUAGAGUCCAACCUUCACUUCAAGCCCACAUUUUCCACGGAGGGCCCAAAGUCCAACUUUACUGAAAUACAACCGGAAUCAAAGAUGACUGGUGAGAGCCUCGCUGGUCUGAAGCCAUUUCCCACUUCACUCCACAAAGUCUCUAACGAUCAAGUUGGGACGUCCGCUGUUAAAGACCAUUUAUGGGAUGACAGGGAUGAUGACGCUCUUCUCUACCAGAUAUGUGACAGCGUGGAGCAGAUCUCCAACGGUCAGUCAAAGGAAGUGGGUCUGGACAACGGCAGGAAAGAGCAAGACAUAACUGUAGUCAGGCGACAGAAAAGCACCAAGCCUGUGACCGUAGACACAACAACAUGGGCAAAGAAUUCAGGUAUCGGUGCUAACCGGCGAUCAUCUGGUGGCUUUGUUCGUUCUAACUCACUACCGGGAACUAGUUGUGGCACUAACUACCAAGGAUGGAACGUUCCCAUGAAAGGUGCCAACAGCAAAUCUGGAAUUUCUCAAAGCUUCCCGGAAAGUCAUGUCAACCUGUGCACAUUCAACCAAAGCAGGGAUUUCUCUGGAACUUUCCAGGCUGGGAGCAAUAAUGUGGAAGUGAAACCACAUGCAUUGAUUGUCAGAGAGCCCUCGAACUCCAAGUCCCAUCAUGCAACAUUCAAGAGAAAUGUGUCAGACUCAGCAAUCAUAAGCAGCAAAGUCUUUAUCUCCGGCCAGACCACAGGGAAGUGCUCUGCAGCCGAGAUCGAGAGGAAGAAGCAAGAGGCUUUGGCCAGGAGACGUCUGAGGAUGCAGAAUACCUCUAAACCAUGACGAGCUUCCUUCUGACAGAAACAUCGGGUCUCAUUACACCUGGCAAGCCGUAGCACAACUCCUUCUUUCAAAAAUGGUUUGUUACGUGUUAUUUAGGAUUGUAUUUAGUACUUGAAUGUUUACUUGGUUUUCUGCACCUGAAACUGGUGAUUCCAGUUUAAAUGGCUGCUGGACAUGUUUGCUGCUCAUGUAAAAUAAAAAGAAGCACAUUUAGCCACAUGUGCUUUCAGUUUAGUGGUUUAAAUGACUGUUUCACACAAAUCUGAAGGAUAAGUUACCUAAACCAGGCAUGUUUAAUGUUAGAUUUACAGGAUUAUUCAGAAAAUUGUUCAAAUUUAAAUGUUUUCUCUGUUUUUCUGAAGUUUAUAAUGCAGUUUUCACAUAGAAAAAUAAAAUAAUCUGGUAUAUCUUGUAUACUGGAAGUGUUAAAAUGUGCCGUAGUAGCCAGAGAAACACAAAGUGCCUGAUAAUGUUACACCAAUAAAAAUAAAUGAAAGUUUAAAUCCAAAUGAGAACGUACUUCAUUUGAAGGAGAAUUUUUUUUAAGUGUAACAAUCAUUAAAGAUUUGAGAAUAAAUUAUCUUUUUACGUUCUAUUUUGCACAAGUUAGAAACAAACGUUCUACAAAAACUGCGUUACAGUGAAGUGCUGCUCUGAUUUAUUUUUUGUUCCUGUUCUUUUCAAACUAUGUUAAUUCAUCAAUAAAACUAGCUUCAAUAAGCA